UUGUUUUGUUCUUCUUUAGCGCUGCAACAGAACAACACGCUGCAAGAAGCCAAAGCAUAGCAUUCAACACUACAUCACAAUGGGCUGGAAGAGCGUGAUGCACGACGCAAAGCUGGGGCACCGCCCGAGGCUGAAGGGCAAUUGGGAACGCGACGGCAUGUACGAUGCCUUCCCCGACCUCCUCGAUCGGCUGGAACGCGGGGAGAAUUACAAGUCCUUCUAUAUAGACGAUGAAACCGCCGAGCGCUGGAAGAAAACCCAGGUUCCGGCCCUCCUGGAUGCGCAGACUCUCACAAGGGAAGCCUUUCACCAGUACGAGAGGGACUCGAUCCCUUCGAUAAUCAAGAAUAUCCCCGCGGGCUACGACGGCGGGAAGUACGUCGGCGCAUGGGGCGCCACGGAGCACUGGAAGCUCAAGGUCCUCCGGAACAACGACGCCAUUCUUGAACGGAAAUUCAAGUGCGGAGAGGACGACGACGAAAAGACCAUCAAGGUGAAACUAGAGGACUUUCUGUGCUAUAUGGAAGAAAACCGGGACGACUCGCCCCUCUACAUCUUUGACUCCCACUUUCUCGACCACAAGGACGCGGAUCGGCUGCGGAGUGAUUACAGCGUUCCGUCAUAUUUCUCGGACGAUUUGUUUCGAUUCAUAAGCGAGAGCCGCCGGUGAGUGUACAAUGGAUUGAAUGUGAAUGAGGAUGUGUGUUUGAAAGGAAUUUAUGCGUUGCCUGCUUUUUCCACCACAGUGCUAUCCAUGCUGCACAUGUUUUCGAUGCAUUGAUGCAGUACAAAUUUUCGAUAUUGUAUGGAAUAACUUACUCAUUCAGCUCGGUCUCAUCUCUCUCGUACUAAUCAACUGUAUGGCACCUUGAUCUGAAACCAUUCUUCAUCAACUUGCGUUCAGGCCACCCUACCGAUGGUGGCUUCUGGGACCGAAGCGCAGUGGAACCUGCGUCCACAUCGGUAAGUCAAGUUAUUGAAUUUAUUGUGUAUCUGACAUAAUGCAGGCGCUGUGGGUUUGUGGAUUUGAACGAAAUGAAUCGUUUGAUUGACAGCAACCAAUUGUUGUUUGUCUUCUUUUGUCUCUUCCCCAAACACAACGUUAGACCCGCUGGCUACCGGUGCCUGGAACACGCUCAUUGUUGGCCAAAAGCGCUGGGUGCUCUUCCCUCCCCACGUCUCGAAGAAGGUUGUGAAGGGAUCUGGUCUCGUUCGAGACGACGAAGACGACGAGGCUGUCCACUACUUUUCAUUCAUUCUUCCCCGCAUCAAGCGAAAGGCCGCUAUGCUAAAGGGCCUGCCCAAGUACAAGGAUUUUUGCUGCUUCGAGUUUACCCAGAACGCUGGCGAGACCAUCUAUGUUCCCAAUGGCUGGUGGCACGCCGUCCUGAAUCUCACCGAUACGGUGGCUGUGACGCAGAAUUUUUGCUCCCCCCGGAACUUUGACGAGUCGUGGAUCAAGACGCGGAAGGGACGGAAGCGCAUGGCGUGGAAGCUCCUCUGUGCACUCGAGCAAAACGGGUACCCCGAGCUGGCGGAACGCGCCAGGUUCCUGAACGAACGGGACAACUUCGUUAUGAAGUACGACCCGGCCGAGAUCGAGAAGCGAGAGCGGGCGGAGGCCGCAAAGAGGCAAAAGAAAAAGAAAUAGGGAACGAGGGAAAACAAAAGCUUGCGUUGAUUGACCCCCGGUCGAAACGGGUUGAUUCCCAGAGAACGAAAAAAUAAAUAGUUCGCAACACC
Molecule: messenger RNA, 1743 nt
Organism: Pseudo-nitzschia multistriata
Lineage: Eukaryota; Bacillariophyta; Bacillariophyceae; Bacillariales; Bacillariaceae
Source: the annotation of a GenBank genome assembly